Messenger RNA from Colletotrichum costaricense, 3627 nucleotides. RefSeq names its product 3-hydroxymethyl-3-methylglutaryl-CoA lyase. Gene Ontology annotation, biological process: ketone body biosynthetic process; DNA-templated transcription; L-leucine catabolic process. The coding region runs from base 1 to 3627 and encodes 1208 amino acids. The transcript has 7 exons. NCBI's taxonomy places the organism in Eukaryota, Fungi, Ascomycota, Sordariomycetes, Glomerellales, Glomerellaceae. Gene Ontology annotation, molecular function: hydroxymethylglutaryl-CoA lyase activity; DNA binding; zinc ion binding. The record is from RefSeq and is a predicted model, not a curated record.
AUGGCGGGCUCCAAGACUGUGAGAAUCGUCGAGGUUGGGCCUCGUGACGGCCUUCAAAAUAUCAAGACGGUGGUGGAUACGUCGACGAAGCUGGAACUCAUCCAAAGAUUACAGGAUGCAGGACUCCAGAAUGUCGAAAUCACGUCUGUCGUUUCACCAAAGGCCAUACCGCAACUUGAAGAUUGCCGCAAAAUACUUUCCGCCCCUGUUGUGAAGAGGUGGCAACAAACCAAUGGUACACUGCGUAUGCCAGUUUUGGUUCCGAACACCAAAGGCUUACGCAUCGCCCUCGAACAUGGUGUUAGGGAAGUGGCUGUCUUCGUUAGUGCGACAGAAGGCUUCAGUCGAGCAAACAUCAACUGCACUGUCGAUGAGGGCUUGGAGCGUGCCAAGCAGGUGGCCUCGGUGGCUAGUGCAGCCGGGGUGCUUGUGAGGGGAUACGUCUCUUGCAUCUUUGCCGACCCUUUCGACGGUCCUACUCCUUUACCUGCAGUCUCCCGCGCUGUGCGAAGCUUACUCGAUAUGGGCUGCUACGAAGUCAGCCUUGGAGAUACUUUGGGUGUCGGAACACCACCAGACGUUCGACGGCUACUUGAAUAUCUCAAGGCUCAGAACAUCCAUACCGAGAGAUUAGCUGGCCACUUCCACGAUACCUACGGGCAAGCUCUAGCCAAUGUGUGGACGGCGUACGAAUGCGGUCUACGAACCUUUGAUAGCAGCGUUGGCGGCCUAGGCGGUUGCCCUUUCGCACCAGGUGCUAAGGGUAAUGUGGCUACGGAAGAUGUUGUGUAUUUGUUUCAGCAAGCUGGGGUUGAUACCGGUGUAGACCUCCAGCAAGUAGUUGACAUCGGGGUUUGGAUCUCCCAGGCCCUAGCGAAACCCAACGACAGCCGGGCUGGAGCGGCUCUCGCCAGCAAAUCGAAGAUCUCAUCAACAAAAUCAUCGAAGAUCACCGAUCGGCCAAAGGAGGCGUUGGAGUGGUCAAUCUUGGAACAGUCUGACAACGUUGUCGUUCGGCGGGCUGGAGCGAACGGUAAUAUCGUUCUCAACAAGCCUCGAAACGGGAAUACCCUCACUUUUCCGAUGAUAUCCGAGAUCAUCCAGGCAUUCAAGUCAUUUGAGAGCGACGCCUCAAUAUCUCGUGUUCUUAUUAGCGCAAAUGGCAAAUUCUUCUGCACUGGGAUGGACCUGAGCCAGGCCGCACAGGCAGUCGGCCGGGGCGGUGACGCAAGUUCGAAGCUGUUCCAGGCAUUGACAGACUUAUUCGAGCUCAUCGACAACUCUCCAAAGGUCACGGUCUCCUGCAUACAAGGGCCGGCUUUCGGCGGUGGCAUUGGAUUAGCAUUUUCUUGCGACAUCAGGAUUUCCAUCAGCUCGGCAAGCUUCACAUUGUCUGAGGCCAAACUUGGCAUGUGUCCUGCCGUAAUUUCGAGAUACGUCAUCAGGGAAUGGGGAUUUGGACUCUCGAGGGAGGCCAUGCUCACAGCACGGUCUCUGACAGCUUCCGAGUUGAAGUCUGCUGGCGCCAUCUCGAUGGUUGCUGAGACGCCUUCGGAACUGGACAUCAUAACGAAAACCCUCCUCACGCAACUUCGACACUCGUCGCCCGGGGGUUCAAGCAUGUCGAAAGAAUUAGUCAAGUUAAGUUGGAGACACGCGGGAAUGCCAGAGCAGCGGGACGGGAUUUCCAGGCUUUUCAAGACCAUGAUGGAGCCUGACUCUGAUGCCGUCCAUGGGAUAGCAGAAUUCCAGCAGAAGCGUAAGGUCGACUGGGAUUCCCUAAAUCAGACGGACCUUCUACAGAGAAUUUCUAUGAUUGAAAGCAAAUUAGCUCAGCUGAGCGACCGCGAAUCUCAAGAAUUCAGUUCCGCCGCUUUCAACGAGGCCAAUAUGCCUAUGGAAGACCACAAUACUGUGGAAGAGCAGCCUCAAUUCCAAUCAAAUGAACACGAAGAUGUUUUAGGCGUUCCUGAUUUGGUCAACCAAUCAUCACCCAACAUGUCAACCACCUGGCGUUCAGGGAGCUCACAGUCCCAAAUAUUCAGUACAUUCCCGCCUGAUUCGGUAACACAGUCGCUGGUCGACACUUUCUUUCAAUGGUGUCACAACCAGCCAUACUCUUAUUUUCACGAGGGAAGCUUCCGGCAGAAACUAGCGGAUGGCCAGCUUUCGAAAUGCGUGCUUCUGGCUGUUUUAGCAUCUUCCUUGAGGUUCUCAGAACACGAAUACUAUCGAGACAACAGAUCCAAUGCCAUUGAAGCAUAUGCAAGAGAAGCAUGGUUAUCCGUUCUGGGCGAUCACAUGACGGUGGAAGAUUCUUGCAACCUUGAGGUCGCCCAAGCCACCAAUAUCCUGGCCAUCAUUGACUUUACCGCCGGCCGAACCAGCUCCGCGUGGCUCAAGAUUGGGAUGGCGAUUCGGAUAGCUCAGGAUCUCCAACUGAUGAAGGAGCCCAGUGAAACUCUUCCUCUGGUGGAGCAGGAAGAAAGGCGGAGAUCCUUCUGGUCAAUCUACCUUCUCGACAAACUGGUCUCCCUCGGCAAACACAGACAUUUCGCCAUCUUGGACGAGGACUGCCAUGUGCGACUACCUUGCGACGAGCUGACAUUUCGUUCUGGCGGAUGGGGCCAGAAUGUGACGCUCCGUCAGCUUCUCGAUUGGAGCACCGAUGUUGGCGUUGAGAGUGGAUUCCCAGUUGCCAUCUUGGCAUCAUCCGUACUCGCUCGCUGCACACGAAGGCUUCUUCACGACCGCAAUACCGAUGAGACUCCCCCUUGGGACUCGAAAUCGGAGUUUGCAUCAAUCACAUCACUCCUUCUCCUCGUCGAGUCCCGCCUCCAAGUCGAUCAACAUCCCAUUGGGAAUGUUGUCGAUACUUACAGGCUUGAUGAUGGUGUCAUAGAUCACCCCGCAAUGGGCCAUGUCAUCUUUGCACGUACAGUAUUCCAUGUCUGCUACUGCCUUCUGUACCAUCCAUUCCUUGUGCGAGAGCAAGUUCGGAGAGUCAAGUGUCAAGUUCCAUCAAGUUUCAUGCGCCUCGCCUCCCAGAAGAGCUAUGAACAUGCUCGAGAUCUGGUCAAUUUGUUGCACGAUGCAGAAGCAGUAGGGUGCCAUCUAGGUGCUUCAUUCUACGCAUAUUCAGCGUGCCUAGCUGGCAGCAUUCUCUCGCUUCACAUGCACACCGAGAAGGAUACCGAGAGCCAGCGUUACUUAGAACUACUGAGUGUAACCCAAGACAGCAUAUCGAUACUUGAAGGAAUGGCAAAGUUUUGGGAUCAUGCGUCCAAGAUUCACCAUCGACUGCUGACUUUCAAUGCGAACGCUUAUCUUUUCGAUUCACUCCUUGACUCGCAGCUGAAAUCAGUCAUGGAUCCAGGAUGGGAAAGAUCCCUCUGGUCGAUGGUUGAUUACGGGGAGAUGUGCCGCGAAUCAAGUCUAUCUAUCCCAAGUCCGAAAAUACCAGCGCCUUCGGAUUCUCCGAGCUUUCCAGACCUCGAACUAGAAAGUGAACAGAUGCUGGAUUUGGGACUUGAUGUACAACAAAUAUCACAGAUCGACGACAACCUGAUGAACUUUGAUACUCCUAACAUCAAGUAUCUUCUUGAGCUUGCUUCUGGCGGAGGGUAG